GGGCCAUUCGAGCCCGCGAUUGAUGAGUUUUAAGUGACCCCAGACGUGUAAGUGUGUCUUCUAUAGGGUGACCCCUGCGAAGAGACCUUCCCGACCCCCAGACAAAGACCAAGCUCGUGCAGCCUAGCAGAUACCUAUUGUUUCAUUUAGCGAGGAACAAAUCUAUCGCGGCCAUUCUACGCAGAAAAUUAGCUGCUUUUUGUCUGUGUCAACAGGCUCUUGGAGUUAAAGUAAUAUUGGCACCGUGGUCAAACAUAACUUGUUAUUAUUACACUCUGUGAGUGACCGUGUCUAAAUAAUAUUUGUAUCUACACGGUAUAUCGUGGAACAUUUGUGUAGGGGACUUUAAGAGGCUUAUGUGAAUACACGAAAAAGGAAAGAUGUCUAGUUCUGACCGUGGGUUCGGUGAUCAUGGAGAAUGGACUAUAUGACGAGCACUUUGCCUCAGACGAGCGGUUUGGAGGGGUAAAGUACUCGAAACGUAGCAACGGUCGGAGCAGCCCUAGCCACAGCGCUCACGGGAACCUGUUCCGUCACAGCCUCAUGAAACACUCGGACGACAAGCGCGCCAUGAAAGUUCGCUUCUACAGGAACGGGGACCGGUUCUUUAAGGGAAUCGUGUACGCUGUUUCCGCUGAGCGCUUCCGGACCUUUGAGUCACUGAUGGCGGAAUUGACUUCGAGUCCGGUGUGUGAUAAGAACAUCCUGCCGAACGGAGUACGGUACAUCUUCACGGCGGAAAACGGUCACAAGAUCCGGACCCUGGACGAACUAGAGGAGGGCGAGAGUUACGUGUGCGCGUCCACGGAUGUGUUCAAACACCUGGAUUACACGUGCAUGCAGGGUCCACACUGGAACGUGAACAACAAGGCCCGGGGGAGCGGGCCGUUACUGGGACAUCUCCAGGGCCCGGAGAGCGACUUCAAGGACUACGUAAAGCCCAAGUUAGUGACGGUGAUCCGGAACGGACCCAAGCCCCGGAAAGCCGUCAGGGUGCUGUUAAAUAAGAAAACGGCCCAGUCUUUUGACCAGGUCCUCGCCGACAUCACAGAGGCCAUUAAAUUGGACUCUGGGGCGGUCCGCAAAAUCUUUACCCUAGACGGAAGACAGGUGUCCACGUUGAGGGAUUUCUUUGGGGAGGAGACCGUGUAUAUAGCGUACGGUCAGGAGAAACUCUGUCAGGACGACUUUGAUCUCGAUGACAAUGAAGUUAAACUGGUGUCUCCAUAUAGACCCGUGCAAUUCACGGAGAGGGUGACUCUGAGGUCACCAAAGACGUCACGUCCGGCGAGCAAGUUGUCUCUCUCCAACCGUAGUCUCAACGAAGAUGUCCUUUCCAAGCGUUCACCCACAGGAUCAAAGUCUCCAUUGUCAUCCCCCAGAACCGGAAGAAAGCUCCGCGCUGUCUCCGCACCAAAAUAUCGAAACGGUAAUGGAGAAUCGCCGGAUGAAUCAGAGAACGGGCCAGCUGCAUUACGGGCCAAAUACGACGUGGGGAGGGUGAUUGGGGAGGGGAACUUCGCCGUGGUCAAAGAAUGCAUGGACAGAGCUACGCGGAAAAUGUACGCUUUAAAGAACAUUAACAAGAGAAGAUGUAAAGGAAAGGAACACAUCAUAGAGAACGAAGUGGCAAUACUAAGACGAGUAAACCAUCCGAACAUCAUCUUACUGGUGGAAGAGUUUGACACCAAGGACAGUUUGUAUCUAGUCAUGGAGUAUGUCAAGGGAGGGGACCUGUUUGAUGACAUCGCCCUGUCCACUAAGUACACAGAGAGGGACGCCAGCAGUAUGAUCAACAACCUGGUGCACGCCCUCAAGUACCUCCAUAACUUACGCAUCGUCCACCGGGACGUCAAGCCAGAGAACCUGCUGGUCAUUGACCACUCUGAUGGAUCCAAGUCGCUGAAGCUCGGGGACUUUGGUCUGGCCACGUACUGCGAGGAUCAGCUGUUUACAGUAUGUGGUACCCCAACCUAUGUGGCGCCGGAAAUUCUCUCUGAAGUCGGGUACGACUUCAAGGUCGACAUUUGGGCAGCAGGAGUCAUUCUCUACAUCCUUUUGUGUGGAUUCCCGCCCUUUGCAAGCCCCAGCAAUGACCAAGAGGAGCUGUUUGAUCAGAUCGCUGAAGGAAGAUACGAGUUCACCAGUCCUUAUUGGGAUGAUGUGUCCGAGUCGGCAAUGGAGCUGAUAAGCGAUAUGUUAGUGGUGGAUCCCGCGGAUAGACUGUCGGCGGUGGACAUACUGGGGCACCCCUGGGUAACCGCGGAGACGGUGAAAGACGAAGAACUGUCUGUCGGGGAAAAUAUCCGACACUUUUCCCGGCGGGAUAAGCCGUCCCGGAGCCGUGCCGGUAUCCGGUUGGUGGCGAGCACGCCGUUGGACCACCCCUCACGUUAUUUCCAGGGACGGAGGGCGGGGCUUACUGUCCCCAGCAAACAACAAACGAGUACUGAGGGAGAGGAUGAAGACGAGAUCUUCUAGGGUCAUCCAUUACAAUUUAUAAAUAGACAGGAGACCAUUUAAUGCUUUUUCAUUAUUUGCCUUUGAAAUCCAUGGAGUCAGCCCAAAAAAUAAUCCCAGGAAUUUUACGUUUGCCUCGCUUUCGAUGGGUCGAUUAUCACGUGACUUAUUUAUUGAUGGUGCUUUCGUAGUGGUUUUACUACACAGCUUUAAGUGAGCAGUAUUCAGUAUUGAUGUAUUAUUGAAAUGUUGAUGUAAAUAAAUAAAAAUAUCUUGAA
Messenger RNA from Magallana angulata, 2738 nucleotides. Its product is annotated as serine/threonine-protein kinase DCLK1-like. The transcript has 16 exons. Gene Ontology annotation, biological process: intracellular signal transduction; protein phosphorylation. The record is from RefSeq and is a predicted model, not a curated record. Gene Ontology annotation, molecular function: ATP binding; protein kinase activity. The coding region runs from base 412 to 2481 and encodes 689 amino acids. NCBI's taxonomy places the organism in Eukaryota, Metazoa, Mollusca, Bivalvia, Ostreida, Ostreidae.